This is a messenger RNA of Zootoca vivipara (common lizard), 1911 nucleotides long. Its product is annotated as beta-1,3-galactosyltransferase 1-like. Gene Ontology annotation, cellular component: Golgi membrane. Gene Ontology annotation, biological process: protein O-linked glycosylation. The record is from RefSeq and is a predicted model, not a curated record. Lineage: Eukaryota; Metazoa; Chordata; Lepidosauria; Squamata; Lacertidae. Gene Ontology annotation, molecular function: N-acetyl-beta-D-glucosaminide beta-(1,3)-galactosyltransferase activity.
UUCAGCAUGGGAUUGGCAUGCAGGUGGUGAGUCCUUCCAGGUGCUUCAAUGGUCCUGGAAAAAAGACUCUCUGGAAGCAGAGUACCUGCUCCCUCCUCUCUGUUUUAUCUGGAUGACGUAGGCGUUGUCCCUUCCUCUUGUGCCCCACCCUCCCCGGGGAAAGGUAAAUUGCAGCUGACAUGCAGCCAGAGUAUUCUGUCAAAGGCAGGUGGCGACCUUGAGUGAACAGCACCUCGGGCAGGUUGUCUUUGGAAACAGGACACAGCUGACCAGAAUCCCUCCCCCACCCGCAUACAGUCUGCAAGUGCCCUCCUCCUGCCCACCAGAAGUAUGGAAGGUGCAAGGAAGAUGCUCACAAGCCAGCUACAGAAUUUGCCCACCGUGGUCCUCUUCAUCUCCUGCUCUGUUUUCCUUUUCCUACUUGUUGCGAAGAACGAAUGGGAGUCCCUCGGUACGCUUUCCUUGCCGUCCAACAUCAAGCUCAAGGGCAGCCCAAAUUCCGCAGGCAAUCGUAAAAGUGCCAUGGUAUUUGAAUGGGAAUCUGCACUGGAGAAGACAAAGGAGACCAAGCCCUCUGGUCUGUUUUCCCCACCACCACCAGUGGCCACGCGGCAUCCCUUGGAGGUUGUCUAUUCCACUGAUUAUAGGUUCCUUCUCAACGAGCCAAACAAAUGCCAGGAGAGGAGCCCUUUCUUAAUCCUGCUAGUGAUAACUGAGCCCCAGCAUUUUCCCACAAGGCAGGCCAUCCGGCAGACAUGGGGCAAUGAGAGCUCGGUGCCUGGGGUUUCCAUUUUUCGUCUCUUUCUGACGGGUGUCCACCCAAAAUUUGGAUACCCGCUCCAAGCCCUUUUGGAAGAGGAGAGUUCCAUCCACAGAGACAUUAUUCAGCAGGACUUCCUGGAUACCUACAACAACCUUACCCUGAAGACUCUGAUGGGCAUGGAGUGGGUAAGCAAGUUCUGCCCCAAUGCCACCUACGCGGUGAAGGCAGACAGUGACAUCUUUCUCAAUGUGAACUACAUGGUAUCCCAGCUGCUGCAGCCUCACCUGCCACCCAAGAAGAACUACAUGACAGGGUACAUCUACUGGAAAACAAAGCCACUGCGUGACAAGGCCUACAAGUGGUAUGUGCCACGGGAGGUGUACUCCAAUGAGACCUACCCGCCCUACUGCGCAGGCCCAGGGUAUGUGUUCUCUGGGGAUCUGGCCAAGAAGAUCUACCAGGUGGCAAAGACCAUCAAGGUCAUUAACAUGGAAGAUGCCUUCAUGGGAAUCUGCCUGUAUGAGCUGGGCAUCAGCGUGACAAACAGCCCCUGGGGUCUCUUCAAUGUAUACAAAGUCAAGUAUGAGAAGUGCAAGUUCUCCAAGGUGGUGGUGGUGCAUCAUUAUGGGCCAGAGGAGCUGCUGCAGAUUUGGCCUGACUUUCAGGACCAGAACCAGACUUGCAAGAGUUAAAAGGGAGGGAGGUGAACAGACACACAUCCUCUUGUGGAGAAGUUGGCAUAGAGGACUGGCAACAUGCGGGCAUGUUCCUGUACAAUGGACAAAUCCAUGCCAACAAAUUGCGGUGAGGAAGGGGAGGAUGGCUCAGAGAAGAAGGAAGAUUCUGUGCUUGUCAAAAUGUGUAUUUAUGCCCUCAGAAGCGAGCUUGCCCCACAUAACAUACUCAUCGUGCAGUGUGGUCCGUUGCCAUUCACACUGCUUUCCUCCCCAUAGAAUCUCUGCAGCUGCCCAUAGCAACUUGUUUGGCCUCUGAACUGACCACUCUGCUACUAAUGUGCCAAACUGACAACUUCAGAGUUUUGAGAUCAUCAAAACCACCACCUCACCUACUGGGAGAGAGCAACCCUCCGGCCAUGCAGGUGUGGCUCCAGGCGUAGGGUUGCCAUACAUCCAGGAAUUCCCGGUAAU